AUGAAAAAGAUUUUUAAUGAUUCAGUUCAAAUUCCAAUUGUUGAGAUGCCGCCUUUAAUUGACUGGGAGCAUUAUAAUGUUCGAGAAUAUAUUUUAAUAUAUUCGGCUCUUUUUCUAAUUGGAGUAUGUGGGAAUGUAUCAGUUAUAACUUUAAUAAGAUUAGUUCAUACUUCUUUACCAUAUGAUAAUACAGUAAUUUAUAUUUUAUUUUUGUCAAUUGUUGACUUAGUAUCAAUAGCUCCAUUACCAUUAAUUAUUCUUGAUCAAAUGCUUGGUUUUUGGAUUUUUAAUACACCAGUAUGUAAAGUUUAUAGAUGUAUGGAACAUGCUGGAAGAGCUUUAUCAACAUUUGUUUUAACUGAAAUGGCAUUUGAUAGAUAUUUACUUGUAUGUUAUCCAUAUAAAAAAAGAAGUCGUAAUACUGUUAUUAAAACAUUAAUUUGUUUAACAAUUUUUGCAUUAUUUUUACUAUCUCCAGUUAUUUAUGUUUCCAGUAAAAUAUCUAUUAUUCUUCAAGAAACUGUUGUUGAUGAACCACCAAGAAUAAUAAGAAUGCGAAUAUUUAAAUGUAUGGCAAAUUUUACAGAUAACCAACAAUUAAUCUUUGUUUCAUAUAUGUUUCUCCUAGCUUUUGCUGCUCCAAUGUUUCUUAUCAUAUUAUUUUAUAGUUUAAUGAUAAAAAGAUUAGUUGAAAGAAGUCGUGUUUUAUCUUCAUCAUCAGUUCCUGUAAAUAGAAUUGCCUUUUAUACAAUAACAAUAUCCAUAUUUUAUCUUAUAUGUUAUUUACCGUACUGGAUUUCACAUUUAUAUGCACGUUUUCGUGGAUCGUCAGAUACAGAAUUUGAUGAAAAUGGGGAUGGUUUAUAUGGAUGGAUGAAUGAUAAUAAUAAUAUUGAUGGAGGAAUGUUUUUUAACUCUCCAAAUGUAACAAAAUAUUAUUUUAUAAGAAUAAUGUAUGGUAUUCAUGCAUUACCAUUUGUUAACUCAUCCUUAAAUUGGUUUUUUUAUGGAUUAUUAAAUAGUCAAUUGAUAAGAAAGACAAAUCGAACAAAUCAAAAAGGAGUUACAGCAACAACAUCUGAAAGAUUUUUAUCAUUGAAAAGGCAGAUUAAAAUGGAUAAUGAAGAAAGUUCUAUGAAUUCAGAUAAUGCAAAAGAGGAAGACAAGUUUUUCCUCAAAACUCAAUGUUCUUUAGAUACAUUUUUAUAA
Molecule: messenger RNA, 1209 nt
Organism: Strongyloides ratti
Lineage: Eukaryota; Metazoa; Nematoda; Chromadorea; Rhabditida; Strongyloididae
Product: G protein-coupled receptor, rhodopsin-like family and GPCR, rhodopsin-like, 7TM domain-containing protein
Exons: 2
Coding region: 1-1209 (402 amino acids)
Biological process (GO): G protein-coupled receptor signaling pathway
Cellular component (GO): membrane; neuron projection
Molecular function (GO): G protein-coupled receptor activity; peptide binding
Source: RefSeq, a predicted model, not a curated record